This is a messenger RNA of Drosophila persimilis, 746 nucleotides long. Its product is annotated as probable RNA-binding protein EIF1AD. Gene Ontology annotation, biological process: translational initiation. The record is from RefSeq and is a predicted model, not a curated record. NCBI's taxonomy places the organism in Eukaryota, Metazoa, Arthropoda, Insecta, Diptera, Drosophilidae. The coding region runs from base 34 to 525 and encodes 163 amino acids. Gene Ontology annotation, cellular component: nucleus. Gene Ontology annotation, molecular function: RNA binding; translation initiation factor activity. The transcript is spliced from 2 exons.
AAAAUCAAUUUUUGUUUUCAUUUUUCUGCAACUAUGCAUCGUUCACAUCCGAGUACCACGCGACGGAAGCAUUUGAUUAAGGAAAUGAUGGAGGAUGACUAUGAACUUCCGACAGAGCAGCAGCAGAUCGUGCGCGUCGUCAGAAGCUGCGGGAACAAUCUCCACGAGGUGGAAACUGCGACGCCAGAGUCGGAGAACUUUCUGGUGUCCAUGCCCAACAAAUAUCGCAAGAACAUGUGGGUCAAGCGCGGUGACUUCCUUUUGGUGGAACCCAUCGAGGAGGGCGACAAAGUCAAGGCGGAAAUAUCCAAAAUCCUCACCAACGACCAUGUCAAGGAGUACACCAAGGCAGGCAUAUGGCCGGAACGAUUUGCCAAGAAUCCGCCGCAGGACGCCAAAGCACAGAACGAUGAUGAGGACUCCGACUUUGAAGAUGAUCUAACGCCCAACACGAAUCGUCCCGUACAGGAAUCCGAUGAAGAGGACGAGGACACUGAUACGGAGAGCAGCGAUGAGGAAGACUGACACGAGUUCAUGAGUGCAUUGUGGAAGUGCAUUACAAAAUUUUAGCUUUGUAUAUUUCUCUUAUUCUUUUUCUUACUUUCUGCCCAUCUUUCAAAAUGUAGCAAAAAAUAGAUGGUCACUAUGAAUUAAGUGUUGUUCUUGUGGCUGCUGCUAAACAAAGUGUUUUAACUGAAUUGAAAAUUGUUGCAAAAGCUACAUAAAAGCAGAGGCGAUUAAUUAAU